CUCAGAGCAGGGUAGCACGUCCCAGCCCUGAAGUUAUGUAGGUGGGGCGGGCUUUAAUUUGCUUAUAUCUAAUGAUUUGAGGAACCUCGCUUUAAAAUGGCGGCAUUCAGUAUACACCCCUGCUAAAGGCUCUCCCGGCACCGGGGCCACCUCGCGCAGCGCUGCUUUUGCUUCUGCCGCUAACACAUGGCAUGUGCCGCUGUCGCUGCCGCUGCCCCUACUGCUGCCGCUGAGAGCAGGGCCCCUUAGCCUCUGGGUUUGCGCUAGCAGCAUAAGGUUCUGAAAAGUGCCUUUUCUGAAAACUCUGCUGCUUGGAUUCUACUCUAGAGCUGUCUCUUUACCAACCCCUCUCCCUGCCACACCCUUCCCCGCUCCCUGCCUCCUACAAAACCUGGCGUGCUUGUAGUUCACUUGUCAGCAACUUGUCCAUUUUUUUUUUCUGUGAUUCGCAGUUUUCUUAGUCAUUUUCUUGCCCCUCAAUUUUGCAGCAAAGCUGGUUUUCGGGUUGUAACAUCUUCCCCAGUCUUAUUCUUUAGAACUAAGAAAUAGGGAGAAAAACUUUUCUCUCCCUGAUCUGAGACCCUUGCACAAAUUGAAGGGCAGCAAGCAGCAUAUGCUUUUUAUAAGAAUAAUUGAAAACAUCAACUAGACAGCACAGAAUUCUUUUGAAAGCCUGCCAGUUUUUUUGAGGCAAAUUCAGCAAAGGAACAAAAUAAACCAUUCAAUAUCUAUAAGCUUUACAGUUGCCUUCUUAGGAGUUGGUCUCUAAUUUGAUUUUUAGUUAUUCUGAUACAACUUUGAUUUUAUGAGUGACUUUUUAUUUGACUAGAUCAGAUUUGACUUAAAUGGAAACCUAAGUGCUAACAAAUAGACAUUCUGCCAAAGCAACUUGGUGUCUUUCACAUUUACCCCUAAUUCAUUUUUAGUCCUUUAACAAUCCAUAGUGAUAUUCUCCUAAAGAGGGUGCACUUGAUUAUAAUUUUGCUUUCAAUAUGACGGCUGUCAAUGUUGCCCUGAUUCGUGAUACCAAGUGGCUGACUUUAGAAGUCUGCAGAGAAUUUCAGAGAGGAACUUGCUCUCGACCUGAUGCAGAUUGCAAGUUUGCCCAUCCACCAAGAGUUUGCCAUGUGGAAAAUGGUCGUGUGGUAGCCUGUUUUGAUUCUCUAAAGGGUCGGUGUACUCGAGAGAAUUGCAAGUACCUUCACCCUCCUCCACACUUAAAAACGCAGCUGGAGAUUAAUGGACGUAACAAUCUGAUUCAACAGAAGACUGCAGCAGCCAUGUUCGCCCAGCAGAUGCAGCUUAUGCUCCAAAAUGCUCAGAUGUCAUCACUUGCUUCUUUUCCUGUGAAUCCGUCCCUUGCGGCUAAUCCUGCCAUGGCUUUCAAUCCUUAUGUACCUCAUCCUGGGAUGGGCCUAGUUCCUGCAGAACUUUUACCAAAUACGCCUGUUCUGAUUUCUGGGAAUCCACCUCUCGCGUUGCCAGGAGUUGCUGGUCCAAAACUGAUGCGUUCGGAUAAACUGGAGGUUUGCCGUGAAUUUCAGCGUGGAAAUUGUACCCGGGGGGAGAACGAUUGCCGCUAUGCUCACCCUACAGAUGUUUCCAUGAUUGAAGUGAGCGAUAAUACUGUGACAAUCUGCAUGGAUUACAUCAAAGGUCGAUGCUCCCGGGAGAAAUGCAAGUACUUUCAUCCUCCUGCACACUUGCAAGCCAAACUCAAGGCAGCUCAUCACCAGAUGAACCACUCGGCUGCCACGGCGAUGGUAAGAACAGACCAGCAGUUGCAGCCUCUCCAUUUUGGGGCCCUGCAGCCUGGUGCACUUCAACUGAUACCAAAGAGAACGGCCAUUGAAAAGCCCAACGGUGCCACCCCGGUCUUUAAUCCAAAUGUUUUCCACUGCCAACAGACUCUGGCUAACAUGCAGCUCCCACAGCCGGCAUUUAUCCCAACAGGGCCAAUACUGUGCAUGGCACCCGCUUCAAGUUUUGUGCCCAUGAUGCACGGUGCUACACCUACCGCUGUGUCUGCCGCAACAACACCUGCAACCAGCGUUCCCUACGCUGCAACAACUACAGGCAAUCAGUCGAAAUUCUGAACAGCAGAGUCACAGAGUACCGGAAUCUCUCCAUGAGAACCUCCAUAUGGCCUUUCUAUAUGUAUUCUCAAAUGUCCUCUUCUACCAACACAACAAUAAGCAUGGUGCAAUCAAUAUAUUAAGUAGAGAAAAUGUACCAGCCAACAAAUUUGAAUAAAAAAUGAAGAAUUAAAAAUCAGCGAAGAUGGUAAAACAAGACCCAUAUAGAAAGCUACCCAUCUUGUUUGAAUUAUCAGGUAGAAUAUUGACCAUAACAUUUGUGAUUUUCCAAUAACCAGUAUGCUAAAUUAAUUUCCACACUGUACUGUUGGCUUACUCUACAUUCUUGGUGGAUAAACUAUCUGUUUUUGAAGUGUUACCUUACUUGUGUUUACAGGAUAGUCUAUUGGGUUGAUUUAGAAUGUAACAAAUAUGUCCAGUACCAUCUUCCCCAUCGUUGUGUUGUACUGGUUUGGGUUGAAUUUAGUCUUACAUACUAUAGUGUUUUGCUGUAUAUGUGUGGUGUUUGAUAAAAAUUAAAAUGUUACUAGUGGGGAACAGAAGUAUAUGUGCUUGAAAACAUGACAGGAUUAUGUUAAUAUGCUCUCUUUAGAAUCUUUCUGUAGGUUUCUAGAGGCAGAUAUGUAAAAGGCCUCACUUUUGAGUGUGCACAAAACCUGGUCAUAAACAUGCAUGUAUAUAAUUUGUACCUGUAGAUCUGACCCUGCAUAAUUCAGUAAGCUUACUAGAUUUUUUUGUGAGAGAGAAAUAAUUACCACCCAAAGUAAGGAACUUCUUCAAACAUGAACUCCUAAUACACUCCUUUUAAAUGGCCUAAAAAUGGAGAAUUUUUCCUUUUAAUGAAGUUCUCAGCAUUUAUACUAAAAAUUAUAUAAAGUACCCAUUACAUUUUUUUUGUAUCUCAAGAAAUCCUGUCUCCUAGGUUGAGUGUCUAAAAUUGAGCCAUUUGUCAUCUUCAGCUGAGAAACUGGUACUUGGGAGCUUAAAGGUAUGCUAAUUGCAGGUUAUAAAUCAAACAGAAAGAUGGGGGCAUGGAGAUAGUUUUUACAUACUGGCAGAAAGUGUGUAAAACCAUUGCAAUGUAACCUUUUACACAAGUGCCAUUUCCAAAUGCAAAUGGCUCAUGCUCUUUAGACUACUCUUUGAAUAAUAAGUAAGAUGCAAUCUAGCAAAAGUCAGUCAGGGUGAAAGAGAAUUGGUUCCAAAUGAGGCCUUUCCUCCCCAAAUGGACAAUCUUCUCUAUUGAUCACAGAGGGAGCCUGAGUACAGGUUCAGAGAAAUUGUAGGUUUGGGGCCAGGGAGACAUUUAAAAUUACUCUUUGGUUUAUGCAAAAGAACUUGAAAAGGUGUCCACAAUUGUCUUUAGCUUAAGUUUAACUGAAUUUCCAAUGCUGUUUAACAUUUUAGUGAAGGAGCCAGCACCCAUGACACGUGACAAGUGUUUCCCUGGCCAGAUUUUAACAUCAGAAUCCUUUGCAUCAUAAAGCUUUUUUAUUGUUUGGACUCAUUAACCUUUUUAUAUGUUCAUAGAGAGAUAACAGCACACUUUGAUUAAUAUAGAGAGGCUAUAUUCCACAGAGAUGAGCUGAAUUUUCAUUACUAAUACUUAUAAAAUAGUUGCACACAGUAAAAAUAGAAAUUAAUCCAUUCCUGUGGUACAUACAUAGCAUACCUCCUCCACUCUACUGAGUUAUUAACAUUACUCUUAUACAGUGGUAGAAACAUAUGAUACUUUACACAAAUUAGAUUUAAUAUUUUCUACUAAAUAUAUAUUCUCCCAUGGGAAAGUAUAAAAACAAAAUAUAUAUGUUGUUUUUCUCCUUCAUGAAAAUGACAAUCAAAGAAAAAAAUCUGAUUUAGGAUAUCAAAAGCCAGCUGGUAGGUUUGAAUUGUAGAACAAUAGAGUUGGCAAAGAUUUUUCACAGUUGAUCAAACUAAGACCCAGAGCAGGUAACUUGCUCAGGGAUACCCAGCCAACUGUAGGACUCAGAACUACCAGUUGUUCCUUCUCCUCACAUUUUGCUUCAGAACAUUUCAGACUCCAUAGGCAAAGCCUGAGCAAAGCAGUUUGGCUCACAAUUCAAAAGAACAAAAUUAUCCCAGGUAAUUUGUAUCCCAUUGAUCUUAACUAUCAAUCCAAAUCCUGGUCAACAGUGAUUUCUAGUCAGUCUUGCUUGUAUUGAGCCACUGUUAUCUGUUAACAGUGUUGCCUGGAGCAAGAGAUCAAGAGUUGUCCUAACUUUUCCCAGUGGACUCUUUGAACCACUUAAUUUGUUUCCUAAAAUCUUAACACUGCUAGAAAAGAAAGUAGAGUAUGCCUUUUUGAAAUGUCUUUUGUAUGCAACUGAAUUUUGUAUAAUCUGUGCCAGUGCCUCUCCAGAAUGGCAGAUCUGAUCACAUAAAUCCAGGAAGGAAGCACCUGAGCUGAUCAGUGGAGAUGAAAUUUUUGUGCAAAAUGAACUUUUAUGGAGUUUGACAUUUUGAUGCAACAUACUAUCUCAUUGAACUUUUUAAACUUGUGGCAAAGAUGUACAGAGACAACAAACCUAGAGUUCAGCUGUUUUCCUAUUGCUUUAAGCACUGGAAGACAUUAAAAAUGACUUAUUUGUAGUAAGAGAUUCAUGGGGGAUAUCCAUGAUAGUUGUAUUUUGGAGCCACAAUUUUCUAUACUGUUGGCAUUUUUAAAGUUGUUAUGAAAAUGAAUUUAAAGAAAGAAAACUCAAAGCCCUAAAGUUUUGAUCAAAUUCAACAGAGUUUUGAGAGAAAUGAAAUUUUAAGAUAGUACUCUUUAAGCUAGUUGUGCAAUGACUUAUUAAGAUUAUCUUUUUUCAAGAGAAAACAAGACCGAUAAGUCAUUAGACUAUAAAUUUCAAGUUAUAAAGACAAGUCACAAAAUCAGUGACUCUAAGCAAAAAUUUACUGAAUGAAUUGUAUAUAUGAAAUUCUAAUCACUUGUGAUUCUUAGUUAACAGUUUAUAAUCUUUGUAGUUUACAAGGGCCUCUAUUUUUAUUUAUCCAAAAUUAUGAGUUUUGUCCAUUUUUCUCAGCCUUUUGCAGAACUAUGCAAGAGUGCUGAAACUUGGAUAAAAUGGGUCAUCCAUACAGAAAAAGUAAUCUAAAAAUACCUUUUAAGAGGGUUUUAGUAGUUUCAAUUUUCACCAAAAGCACUAUGUGACCAUAGCAUAAGUAUAUUUUAAAGAGGGAUUAAGAUGAAAUUAAAAUAAUGGAUUCAUAAAAUUGCUAUUUAAAUACAGUAUUUACUUUUGCAAUGAGAGCAUGAUUCCACUCCCAGCUGUUGCAUUUCAUUUCACAUUUCUAGAUUAGUCUUUACUUUGUAGUUAAUCAUGAAAGCCAUCUUCUCCCAACUCCAUCCAUUUCUGAACAUGCUAAAGCACUUUGAUCUUGCCAUGAGUGUUGUCCUACAGCACUGGCUGUGUUCACUAAUGGGAGCCCUUAGCUCACCUGCUCUCCAACUUGGGAAAAUGCCAGUACCUUCUCCCUGCCAUCAGCAGGAACCAACUGAAAUUAGCCUUUACAGCCUGAAUCACUUUUUAAUGCCAUGACCAGUGAGCAUAAUGAUGAUGUCUGAAUAAGGAACCAGAUUUACAAUUGCAUUUUAUGAAAUAAGAGAGAAGGUUCAUGUGCUACUUGGAAAGUUAUUUGGUUCUUUUCCCCCUCUUUGGAGAGUGUCGAUGAGGUUGCUCUCAGGUAAAGUGCAACCACAAGUUUCCUGAGUUCUUUUAGUCUGUAGAGUAGGCUGUGGCACUCAGAAUGAUUAGAAACUGGAGUCCUAAUUCUUUUCAUCUCUCAUACAUUGAAAUAGAUACAAGUAAAAUUUAGGUGGGAAAUUUGAUUUCCCAAUUUGAUUAAUAGAUUUAGUAACAUAGUGGCCUAGUUUAACAAGUACCUGUUGAAGGCAAUAGAAUAAGUAGCAUUUAAAAAUAUAACUUUUUUUAGAAAAUGUAGUUGCUAGUCUAAUCAGUCUGUAAAUAUAUAACUACAAAUAUAGGUUUCUGAGCACCAUCACUAAUUGGUGCCGUGCUUUCAUUUUUUUAUUGUUAGUUUUUAAGAUUCUUAUUUUAUUACUUUUUGUAUCUCUAAGUAACUGAUGGAUUUAAUUUUGAAAGAGAGUUAGGGAAAGUGUAAGUUUUUGCUACAUAUAUUCAUUCCAUCUGGAUAAGUUCUAAACUGACAUUGAAGCAUGGCAAAUGUAGAUUACAGUCCAUAACAACUCUCUACAGUUCACAGUUUAAGAACAAAUUUACCUUUAUACAAAAAGAAUAAUUAUUAACUAAUUAUAUUUAGUCGUUGCGUUGGCAACAAAACUACAACAUGGCUACCUUUAGACAAUGUGUGUGUGUGUGUGUGAAAUUUUUAUUUGUAAACUAUACAUGGUUUGUGACAGUAUGAGCAUGUCAAAGCUACAGCUCAAAACUCAGAAAAUAGAUAUGGUUGAAUUUUUUUUUAAAUCCCUAAGUCUCAUGUGAAAGCUGAAUUUGUGUCCUUGUGUGACUUUUUGGUCAAAAAGUUUACAACACAUGGAUUUUAGAGUCAAGCUUUAUAGUUUAUAGAAUUUGUUGUGUGGAUUGGGUUAUUCCUCAGUAUUUUGACAUCAAAACAGAAUUGUUGAAUAUAUAAAAUAUUACCUGACUCUUUUUUUAUAACUAAAAUUAUCCUAGUCAUGUAACAUCUGUAGCUGCAAAAUUUCUGUUUUAUGUAUACAAUUACAUGAGGAUUAGAGGAUGACUAAAAUAUUUUUUGAAAUCAGUUCAUAUUUGCAAAACCAUACAUAAAGAUACUGUGGAAUGACCCCUUGACAGUGUUUAAGAGACAUAUGCUGCCGUUACCUGAUUGUCUCAGUUAGGGUGCGGAUGUGUGAGACACACCUUUUUUGCACUUAUGUACAUAGUUCAUGAAAGCAAUCCUUGGAGCUUUUUUUUUUUUUAACGUAAGAAGUCUGUGAUGAUAGUGGAAACAUUAGUAAGAAAGAGUUAUUUCUAAGGCCUUGAGAAGGAGGAUUUUUUGCUUUGCUGUUGUGGAUGCUUUUCUAGUUUGCUACAACUCACUAUAAGAAAAGGCUGAUAACAGAGAAAGGUCAACUUUAGCUAACAGCACUAAACAAGAGCAGAAGUUAUUUCUUUCAGCAAGACAACUAACAAUGAUUGUUUGCUUUGUGAAUUAACCCCCACUGGAAACACACACACACAAACACACACACACAUACACACACACAUGCACACACACACCAAGUGGGUUUCUAGAAGGAAUUUACUUUUUUAAUGAUUGCAAGCAGUUAAAUAUACUUUAAAAUUACAAAAUAGUUAUUCUCAUUAUGUUAAAAUCAGAUUUCAUCCUUCCCAGAAAAUUAUUGCUAUAUGCAUCAGUUAAUAUGUAUGCCAACUAAUGUAUAUUCAAGAAAUAGUCAAAUUGUUACUGUUGACCUCUAUUCCUCCUUUAAGAUUCAGGCCCCCAAACAAAUAGGCAGUCAAAAGAGCUUACUUACCAGUUAAGUGUGACCAGUAUACGGCAGUUCAUCCCCUUCAACAAAGGAAAACAAGCUUCUGACACAACUUUGGAAAUAACUUUAUUUACAUUAUACCUGCUCAGUGGAAGCUAUUUUCUGACCUGAUUUUACUAGAUUACAGAGUACUUUGAUGUGCCACUUCAGCCUCCCAAUAUUUUGUUUUAACUAAGAAGAGAACUAGCCAAAAUCUUCCAUAACAUAGGAGCUGAAAGAGAAUGUUUCAAUCUGAUCAUUUCUGCCAGUUUUAGCUCCACACCACCUACAAAUAGACAUGGAACUUUCUUAUCCUGCCCAGGAAAUGAGACAGGAAAUGUUGAGGUUAGAUAGGUUAAGGGAAAGAUCACUCUAGGUCUUUUAAGUCCUUCACAAAUUGGGACAUGUAGCUCUUGUUCUCAAGAAGCCCAUCCUGGGUUUAAGAGAGCUGCAACUGGAGCAUAGCAGCCCAUUUUUCUAGUUCUCACAGGAUAGAAAAUAGAGCUAGGGAUGUGGCUCAGUGGUAGAGUGCUUGCCUAAUAUGCACAAGGCCCUGGGUUCAGUCCCCAGCGCGCACACACACACACACACACACACACACACACACACACACAAACAGAGAGACAGAAAAAUAAGCCAAAGUCAGAAAGCAAUCCAAGCCUUACAGUUGUCAAAUAGCUCAGGGCCAGCUAGUUAGAAAUUUCUCUUUUUUUUUCUUUUUACUUCCUCAUUUCAUAAGCACUUAAGAGUCAGUCAUAUAACCAUACAACUAACAGCCUGACAAUCUAACCACCAUUUCCAUUGAUGUAAAAUGUCAGCAUUCAUACAUUCUAUAGUUAAGAAUUCACCAACAUAAUUUCCCAAUUUAACCUAUGUCCUUGUUUUGACAUAACCUUGUGAAUAUAUAAGCCACAAGAAUAUAUUUUCAUAAGGUCAAGAGAGAGAUGAGUUUUUUUGUGGUUUAGUUUAUUUUAUUACCAUGCUGAGGAGUGAAUCCACAGCCUCAUGCAUGUUAGGUAAGUGCUCUUACCACUGAGCCACAUCCCAGCCUGAACUCUGAGAUUUUAAGUCAGGAAAAAUCAUCCAUAAAAUAGCAAGAAUGGCCCUAGAAGCAUUGCAGAAGAUAUUCAAUAAAUUUACAACAUGGUGUGCCUGCUGACAGCAUCUGGGUUGCAUUCUUUGGAGCUUAAACACAGUGGCUGUCUUUAAGUAAAACAAAUUAGGAAACGAAGUAUAACAAAUGCAUGAGAGACCCAAAAAUAACCUCAGCUAGGAUUCAGUUUGACUAAUUCAGUAUCCAGUCCCUUUACUUGUCCAUGCCUAUAAGGAAAUUACUCAUUAAUACUCAAAAGCUCAAUUAUUCCAGAGAGAAUUUAUUUUUAUAUAGAACACAUCCUCAAUUACGGUUUACCUAAAAGGAAAAAAAAAUGUAUCACUGUGAAAUAAGUUACCACUCUGCAGAUACUGUAAACAUUCCUCACUAGUCAUCUUCUAUAUCAUGUUACUUUUUUAAAAAAAAUACCUCUGUAACAACACCGAAAAGUAACCUGACUAUUAAGUAGGCAUUUUUUUUUCUCCUAAACGCAUAACCUGAAGAUUUAUCUAUCUUAGAACUGCAUGAUUCCAAAGCUUAAGUCUAUAUACAGAUGCUAUUUGUUAGUAAUGGAAAGCAAAUUAUUUUAUUGUUGUCUUUUGUGUCUAGCAGUUGAGGGAGUGAUGUGAACAUCAUUGGCAUUUGAUUCUGAGGAUAACCUUCCCAAAAUAAAUUUCCUUUUAUUGUUAUCAUUGCAACUUUAGUUUCUUGAAAGUGAAUAAUUUGUUUCCAUGCACCCAAUUACAUUCGUUUAAAAUUAAGGAUUUUUUUGUUUUUUAUUUUUGAGAUAGAGUCUGGCUACAUUGCCCCAGGUUGACCUCAGAUUCUUGGGUUCAAGAAAUCCUCCCAUCUUGGCCUCUUGAGUAGAUGGGACUAUGGGUGUGUGCCACCAUGCCCAGCUGUAAAUUAGAUUUUAAAAAAAAAAAGAUCCUAAAUAUACUCUUUUUUAAAAGGCUGAUUUUAUGCAUUUAUAAAACUCUCUGGAAUAUAGACAAUGGAAACAUGUAUUGGGAGCAGAAAAAUGGUAACUUGAAAAUACCUAUAUUAAGAAAACUAUUAACCCUGUGCAACAAUUAUAGUUUCUAAUAAUGAUCAGAAUAUUUUAUUAAUAAAAACCAUUCCCAUGAUGUUUUGUCUCUAAAAUGCAAUAGCUCAUUCCCUCAACGGCAGAUGCUUUGACUUUUUUUUUUUUUGCAAGUUAUAGUGCUGUAGUGCUUGUUUGUGUUUAGAAGUAUACAUUAUGCAACUCAUUUUAGUACGCUACUUUUAUGUCAUUUUUUGUUCUUUUAAUAAAGUAUGUAAAUUCUUUG
Ictidomys tridecemlineatus (thirteen-lined ground squirrel) is the source of this 9996-nucleotide messenger RNA. RefSeq names its product muscleblind like splicing regulator 3 (gene Mbnl3). Gene Ontology annotation, cellular component: nucleoplasm; cytoplasm. Gene Ontology annotation, biological process: regulation of RNA splicing. Lineage: Eukaryota; Metazoa; Chordata; Mammalia; Rodentia; Sciuridae. Gene Ontology annotation, molecular function: metal ion binding; RNA binding. The record is from RefSeq and is a predicted model, not a curated record.